Molecule: messenger RNA, 3071 nt
Organism: Drosophila hydei
Lineage: Eukaryota; Metazoa; Arthropoda; Insecta; Diptera; Drosophilidae
Gene: nub
Product: protein nubbin
Exons: 4
Coding region: 788-2542 (584 amino acids)
Biological process (GO): regulation of transcription by RNA polymerase II
Molecular function (GO): DNA-binding transcription factor activity, RNA polymerase II-specific; RNA polymerase II cis-regulatory region sequence-specific DNA binding
Source: RefSeq, a predicted model, not a curated record
UAAGCGCGUUGACUCCGCUAAAGCACAUCGUGCAGCUCGUCGUUCGUGUGUAUUUUUUAACAUAGCAAAAAAGAAGAAGUAGAAGGAGCUGUUUUUUAAGUAACGGCAAAAACCACCCCUAACUUAAACAGAUUUUUAUUUGGGCGCAAAAACACAAAAUUUUAACUCAAUUCUUGCACUCAAACAAAGUCAAUGCCGGCUGUGGAAGGCAUUGAGGCAGACAGAGUAAAGAGGAGAGAGACACAGAAAAAGAGAGAGAAAGAUAGGCAGCCGCAGUUAUACCGGCUAACACUAUCAACAGCAACAACAACAUCAACAUCAACAUCAUCGUCAUCAUCAACAUCAUUAGCUCAAUAAUCAUCAUCAUCGUUGCCGUUGUCGUCGUCGUCGUUGUCGUCUACAGGCCUAGCUAGAUUAUCCAUCAGAUACAAACGUGGAGAGUCGUCCUUUUGCAUCGCAACGCUUGCUCGACUGUCAGUUUCAAACGAAACACGAACGCGUUUGCACGCAGGCCGGCGCAACAAACCGAGCCAGUACACAAAAUAAUAAUCAGAAAAAGAGCGAAAAUAAUUAGAAUAUAAAAAGAAAAACAAUAAUAAAAGUAAACAAACUUUGAAGCAAGUGUUAUGCAGUGUUGCCAGUGUUGCCAAACAACAAAAAACAAUACAGUGACAAAUUAGUUGCGAGAACCUUGACAUAUCCUAAAAAAACUAAGAAACACAAGAUAAUACUAUUAUAUAUAUACUAUAUAUAACAUAUACCUAUACCGAUCCAUUGAAAUCUGAAAAUGGUUAUGUCGGAGCUACACUGGCGCACAGCUAGUCCCGAGGAUAAUAACAAUUCCUUGAAGCAUGAUCUAUUAAAGGUGAACAACAAUAGCGCUCGAGACGUUGCUGCCGUUCAUAUGAUGCAAAAUCGAUACAUCAGCCGACUCUCGCGCUCGCCUUCGCCGCUGCAAUCGAAUGCUUCCGAUUGUGAUGACAACAACUCGAGUGUGGGCACCUCCAGCGAUCGCUGUCGCUCGCCCUUGAGUCCAGCGCUGUUGCUGACCCAGCAGCAGGCUAAGCGCCAGUUGCUCUCAAUGCAGCCGCAUCCGGCGCACCACCACAAUCACAACCACAAUCACAAUCAUCUACAGCAGGCGUAUAAGCAGGAGCAGCAGGAUGAGGAAUAUGACGAUGCCAAUGGCGGUGCACUUAAUCUAACCAGCGACAAUUCGCGGCACAGCACUCAGAGUCCGGCUAAUUCAGUCAAAUCCACGGCGGGCACGCCGCCGAGUCAGCUAACGGCGCCGCUCGUUUCGCCAGUACUGCCGCCCACUGUCGCCACGCCCAGUUCAAUGGCAGCAGCUGCAGCGGCCGCCGCUGCUGUGGCCAACAGCAUGCAACCGGGACUUGGCUUGGCACUGCCAGGCUUAUCCUCCCCACAGCUGGCGGCUGCCGGCUUGGCUUUGAACAAUCCUUUGCUCGCCGGCUCCAUUUCGCCACAGGACUUUGCCCAGUUCCAGCAGGUGCUGCAGCAGCGACAGGUAGCACUGCAGCAGCAAUUCAAUAGCUACAUGGAACUGCUGCGCAAUGGCUCGCUGGGUCUGUCGCAGGAUGAUCCGGCAUUGGCUACGCAGGUGGCGGCUGCACAGUUCCUGAUGCAGAGCCAGUUGCAGGCGCUGGCCCAGGCCACACAGCAGCUGCAGGCGCUGCAGAAGCAACAGGAAACAUUGAGUCUAUGCAAGUCGCCGUUGCAACAGCCGCGCAGCUCGACGCCACAUUCAAGAAGUCCAGCCGCAGUGCGCAGUCCGGCCAGUUCGCCGCAUCAGCCGCUGCAGAUAACGCCACCCAAUUCGGCGGCUAGCUUAAAGCUCAGCGGCAUGCUAACACCGAGCACGCCCACCAGCCACUCGCACGCCCAUAGCCAUGGCCACACGCACAGUCAGGCCACGCCGCAGCCAAAGACUGUGGCCAGUGCGGCUGCAGCGCGUGCAGCCGGUGAGCCCUCUCCCGAAGAGACAACGGAUCUGGAGGAACUGGAGCAAUUCGCCAAGACUUUCAAGCAGCGUCGCAUCAAACUGGGCUUCACUCAGGGCGAUGUGGGCCUGGCCAUGGGCAAGCUCUAUGGCAAUGACUUCUCGCAGACAACCAUCUCGCGCUUCGAGGCGCUCAAUCUGAGCUUCAAGAACAUGUGCAAACUAAAGCCCCUCCUCCAAAAGUGGCUCGAUGAUGCGGAUCGCACUAUUCAAGCCACCGGCGGCGUCUUCGAUCCGGCUGCCUUGCAGGCCACAGUUAGCACGCCGGAAAUAAUUGGACGUCGCCGCAAGAAGCGUACGUCAAUUGAGACAACGAUUCGUGGUGCAUUGGAGAAGGCCUUCAUGGCCAAUCAGAAGCCCACCUCAGAGGAGAUCAGCCAGCUGGCCGAUCGCCUGGGCAUGGAGAAGGAAGUGGUGCGUGUCUGGUUCUGCAAUCGCCGGCAGAAAGAGAAACGCAUCAAUCCCUCGCUCGACAGUCCAACGGGCGCAGACGACGACGAGUCGCCCUACAUGCUACAUUAGAUACACAGGGCAAACCCAGCUCUCAGAGUGGGCCACAAACACAGUGCAAUGUGCGCAGACCCUAGAGAACAACAGCGCACAGCUUAACUAACUUAAAGCAGGUUCAAAGUCGCAAAACACAUCAAAUAUUAGCAUAAUUCUUCACUUUGAUUCGGUUUCAAGCACCAAUCGCACACACACACAUACACACGCGCACACAUAUACACACAUACACACAUAUAUGUGUGCGUUGUUUGUUUUAUGUUAACUAUUAUUGGUAUUUAUUAUAACGAAUUAAAUAUAAAAAAAGUAUAAAAUUAAAUUCAGAAAACUAGCACGAAAUGCGGCUGAUCAAUUGAACCAGUACGAACAACGACUAGUUCAUUUGAUCACCCACAUUUUGAAAUAAAAUAUAAAUGCAAUUGUCUGUUGUGAUUAGGAACAGCAAAAUGCAUUGAAUUUUUAUUGAAACUAUCCUACAUGUCGUAUGAUUAAUGCUUAAGUAAUGUUUAGCCUAAGACUAUUCUUGCAGUGUAUGUAACAUUUUCGA